AUGUCGAUACUUGCGGAACCUAGGCGGAAGCAGAGAAUAAGCAUUGAUCCACGGAACCUUGCUUGGAAAAACGAUAAAGGGAAUUUUGGGAGAGUAAUGUUGGAAAAGAUGGGUUGGAAACCUGGUAAGGGAUUAGGUCGUGAAGAACGAGGACCAUGUGAGAACUUGAAGCUCAAUUUUAACGCCAGCAGGAAAGGUAUGGAUUUUUACUUAUGCCUGGGUUGCAGCAGUGUCGUUGCUGAUACGUGGGUUGAACACCAUGACGAUUUUGAAAAACUGCUAGCUUUUUUAAAUAAGAAAAAAAGUAACCCUAAGAGCGAAGAAUGCUCACGUCAACAAUAUUCUCUUGAACAGCAGUCGAAGUUAAGCAAAGCGAGAGUACAUUACCAGAAGUCUGCUCGCAGCAAAGAUGUAGCACAGUACUCUGAACAAGAUAAAGUUGCUGUGUUGGGUCCUAUGAAACCUUCUAAAAACGGUAAUCAAAAACGGAAAGUUGAAGAGCUUUCGGAGGCGGUGCUUGUGGACACAUCCAGUACAGUACAGAGCGAGUUGUCAAUGAAAGAUUAUUUUGCUAAAAAAUCAAAAAGACUUAAAUCAAGCUUGGGCCCGGUGAAGAAUAAAGGCAAAAUUGAAACUAUAAUGAUGUGCAAACACUUCAUUAAUGGAAGGUUGAAUACGAGUGUCUGUCAUUUGAUGACUUUGCUAGCUGCAGUCGAGUUACGUCCUCUUCGAACGCAUAUCAUUUGUUUCAUUUACCAACAGUCCAGUCGAACGUUACACAAUUCUGACAAAUAUUCUGUGGAAUUGUGGGCACGGUCGGCGGUAUUGUCGGUAAAGUUGGCGGAAUUGUCGGAAUUGUUGGCACUGUUUGUGGAAUGGUCGGUAUUGGUUGAUUUUGACCACAUGAAGUCGAACAAGCGUUCCAGCAUACAGGUGUACAUUGGGUAUGUAUACAACUUGCUUGACAAGUCUGCAGACAAGUUGGUUGACACUGCUGUACUGGAACACCGCAUUGACACUGUGACACCACCUGAGGACAGCUACAAUACAUCUGAAUUGAAAGUACCACGGGGACGCAAGUGCAUGACGAAGUCGAGC
Molecule: messenger RNA, 1098 nt
Organism: Enterobius vermicularis (human pinworm)
Lineage: Eukaryota; Metazoa; Nematoda; Chromadorea; Rhabditida; Oxyuridae
Source: the annotation of a GenBank genome assembly